Molecule: messenger RNA, 830 nt
Organism: Ziziphus jujuba (common jujube)
Lineage: Eukaryota; Viridiplantae; Streptophyta; Magnoliopsida; Rosales; Rhamnaceae
Product: zinc finger protein SHOOT GRAVITROPISM 5
Exons: 1
Coding region: 138-713 (191 amino acids)
Biological process (GO): gravitropism
Cellular component (GO): nucleus
Source: RefSeq, a predicted model, not a curated record
AUAUCUAUAGUCAAAGAGUUUCUGUCACCCACACAAAGCUCUCUCUUCGCAGCAAAAACCCAGUACCGAGUACUUGGAACUUUUUUCUUUUUUUCCUUUCUUUCUUUCUUUUCUUUCUUUUCUUUCUUUUUAUUCAAAUGGAAGAAGAUGACCAAAAAGAGCUGCAAUUACUCCCUGCUCCACGCUCCAAAGCUUCUUCAUCACACAUGUCAUCGCUACCGUUGGAUUCUUCCACAAGGUAUCGAUCAAAAGCAGGCUCUCAUGAUAAUCAUAAUCAUAAUCAUAAUCAUAACCGUCGAUUAACCGAAGGGUCAUCGAUGGUUGAUCUUCAAUUAUCAAUAAGUCUAAGACCGAUCACGCCGGCAUCGUCGGAUUGGGAAUAUCAUCUUCAUCAUCAUCAUCAUCAUAAUCAGCAGCAGCAUGAGGAUUUGAAAGGGGAUCAGACGAGCUGUGUGGAAUCGUUGAAAUGGCAAGCGGCGGAGCAGAUUCGAUUGGCGGCUAUGGAGAAAGCUUAUGCUGAGAGCGUGAGAGAGCUAACGAAGAGAGAGAUGGAGUUGGCUCAAUCGGAGUUCGCACGUGCGAGGCACAUGUGGGAAAGAGCAAGGGACGAGGUUGAGAAGGCUGAGAGAAUGAAAGAGAGAGCUACUCGUCAGAUUGAUUCUACGUGCAUGGAGAUCACUUGCCAAUCUUGCAGACAAAGGUUUAGGCCUUAGAUAACAAAUAUAAUAUAUAUGUUUUUUUUUCCUUUUUUUUUUAUUUUUGGAGUAAUGAUUUAUUCGGGCUUUUUCAUUGGAAAGGAAAAAAAAAAAAAAAAAAGAUUGAGAUAUAUG